AUGACGAGCGAGCAACCUGAUGCCUACGCGGUCAUCUUUCGUGUUGACGAGAUCACAGAACAAUUCCGUGCCGACCAAGUCGUUUCGACUGACAGGCCCUGGUCUCCAUCGCCUCCGCCCGAACAUGACAGUACCGGCAAACGCAUGAACAGUCAGGAGCAACCGUAUAGCAGGUGUAUCGAGGAGGAAGGAAAUCAGCUGCGUCCGCCAUACGACUAUCGCCGACCGGUGACCAAGACCAGCGACAAGGUCUACCUUCCGGUUACCGACUUUCCGCCAGUCAAAUUCAUCGGCCAAAUCCUCGGUUCACGCGGGAGCAGCCUCAAGGCUAUGAGCGCUGAAUCCGGUGCCAACAUUGUCCUCCGCGGUAAGGGUUCUGUCAAGGAAGGCAGAGGAAGGGCAUGUCUGAGUACGGCUGACCAUGACAGGGAGCCUCUACAUUGCCUGAUUACCGCAGACUCCCACCACAAGGUUGAACAGGCCAAGAAGCUCAUCCAUAAUGUUAUUGAGACAGCGACAUCUACCCCCGAGCCUGACAACCAGCGAAAGAUCCACCAGCUUCGUGACCUCGCUAUCAUGAACGGCACCUUUCGAGAUGAUGAGAGUUGA
Messenger RNA from Fusarium falciforme, 609 nucleotides. RefSeq names its product Branchpoint-bridging protein. The transcript is spliced from 2 exons. Gene Ontology annotation, cellular component: nucleus. The coding region runs from base 1 to 609 and encodes 202 amino acids. Gene Ontology annotation, biological process: regulation of mRNA splicing, via spliceosome. NCBI's taxonomy places the organism in Eukaryota, Fungi, Ascomycota, Sordariomycetes, Hypocreales, Nectriaceae. Gene Ontology annotation, molecular function: mRNA binding. The record is from RefSeq and is a predicted model, not a curated record.